Teleopsis dalmanni is the source of this 1707-nucleotide messenger RNA. Its product is annotated as MAP7 domain-containing protein 1-like. Gene Ontology annotation, cellular component: meiotic spindle midzone; midbody; nucleus. NCBI's taxonomy places the organism in Eukaryota, Metazoa, Arthropoda, Insecta, Diptera, Diopsidae. Gene Ontology annotation, molecular function: protein serine/threonine kinase activator activity. The record is from RefSeq and is a predicted model, not a curated record. The transcript is spliced from 4 exons. The annotation marks the transcript as partial. Gene Ontology annotation, biological process: metaphase chromosome alignment; positive regulation of protein serine/threonine kinase activity; mitotic cytokinesis.
AAAGUUGAACGGUUUAGCGAUGUCGGUUUAGGUGACUCGCCAAUUUCAUCUCGAACGCGCAAAACAAGUGCUGGUAAAAGCCAAAAAGAACAAGAACCACAUAAAUCAAUUUAUGAAGAUGCUUUAGCUGAAGAACAAGUUAAGACUGCAAGUACAACAGAAACAUUUACUCCUCCAGCUACAACGGCUGAGGUUGCGGUAAAUGAACAUGUCACCAUUUCUACAACAACGCCAAUAAACCAGACUAUAACGCUUGGUGGUGCACCAGCGGAUGCUACAUUUUGUACGAAUGCAGCGCAGACAACAUUUCAAAUUGCGCCUGGACAAAGUACUUUUAUCGUUGACAAUCCAAAUGCUACUAUAACUUUGAAUAAAAAUGCAGAUCCGUCCACAAAUGCUGCGACUGAUGUAGGUGAUGCCACAUUUAACGUGGCCGCAAAUGAUGCAAAUAAAUCAAACCGUUCAUCGACAUUAUCGAGGCAAUCGAUGGUAACAGCUAAAGAUACUUCGCAUCCGCAAGAUACAAGUCUUAUAACUGAAGAUGAAUCGUUUGAACAGCCCAUCGCUAAAAGUCAACCAAUGCCACCGCAUGCACCGAAAGCACCGACUGCACUUAAAUUACAUACACAAACUAAGGUGCCACUCUCCGCUAAAGGGUACAAAGUACCAUCACGCACCAAUGAACUCUUCAAUCCACUUGUACAAAGUCCUGUAAAAAAGAAGGUUGAGGCAUUCGAGCAUGCUUUACAGGCUGCUACCAUUGAACAAUCGAAAACUGGUACUUUGCGUCCAAAGCGGUUAAAGGAAACUUCAACGACCCACACAACACCUGUAAUUGGUGGUAAAAUUUAUGCUCCAGCUAUAGGAAAAUUUCUUACACCAACACAAUCAUCGACAGUUACACCGAAUAUUGGACAAAUGCGUAAGCUACCAAACAGCACUUCAAAAACUAUUGGAUUUCCUAAAACAAAUUUAAAACCAACUACUUCUGCAUCUGCCAAGGCACUUUCACGCGAUAAUACCAGUGACGACCUGCGUAAAGGUCUUAGCCAACAAGCCGAAGAGCGCAAGAAACUACGUGAGCAGAAACAUGUACUUGCCGCACAGCAACGCGAAAUGAGAGAAAAAGAACGUACUGAACGUAUGGCUAAGCAAGCUAAGGAACGUGAGGAGAAACGUAUUAAGAAACAACUUGAAAUUGAGAAGAAGAAACGUGAACAAGAGGAUAUACAACUUAAGCUACGUCAACAGGAAGAAGCCGCAGCUGAGGCAGCUGCCAUGAAGCAACGGGUCGCAAAAGCUAAAGCUAUUGCCGAACAGGAGCAAGAACACUUAGCACAAAUUGAAAAAGCCAAACAGGGCACGCUGAGCAAGAAGAAAAUGAUGCCUCCACCAAAUCCCAAACCAGAAGUAAAAUCGUCAUACACAUUUGAUAUGUUACAUGAAGAUGAUUCAACAGAUGAUGAGGACAAAGUUUCUUAUAAGCGACCACCACCACCAGAAUGGAGCAAAAGUACAACUCGUGGUCCUGCCAUUCGUAUGCAAGAACAUUGCUGGUCUGAAAUUAUUGAUAACAUGUUUUCAGUCGAACCAGUUACGGUUAACUUAAAGGAAAUCUUUCCAAACAUUUCGUCUCAGCACUUAAAACGUAAUUCCAGUGUAAUGUGGUCAACUCCUCCACGUUACUCAGAGUUACCAAAAUAUUAA